This is a messenger RNA of Fusarium sp. VM40, 600 nucleotides long. The record is from the annotation of a GenBank genome assembly. Lineage: Eukaryota; Fungi; Ascomycota; Sordariomycetes; Hypocreales; Nectriaceae.
AUGCCUUCUCUCAAGACCAUCUUCGUUUCAGCCGCUCUGGCCUAUCUAGCCAGCGCCAAGACCAUCAAGAUUACUGCGACAAGCGAUAAUAAGUUUGACCCCGAGGAGAUUGAGGCUGAGAAGGGCGAUGUUCUGGAAUUCCACUUCGAGCCCAAGAACCACAGUGUCGUUGCUGGCGACUACCGCUACCCAUGCUCUCCCCUCGAACUCGGCACUGGUUUCUUCUCCGGUUUCCUUCCUACCGAUAGCGGAUCUGCCGACAAGGUCUUCCAGGUCACUGUCAACGACACCGACCCUACCCCAUUCUACUCCUCUCAGGAUAACGAGUGUGCCAAGGGGAUGGUUGGCAUCAUCAACCCAGACUCCAAGAAGACCCUCGACGACUACAAGAAGCGUGCGUCUGAACUCAGCUCGGGUGUCAACCCUGGCAAGAAGAUCUUUGGUGGUGAGCUUGUAGACUCUGAUGACGCCGACUCAGACGAUAAGAGCUCUGGCAAGUCCUCGGGUGGUAAGGACGGCGACGAUAAUGCUGCCCGUGCUCUUGGCGCUCCUUUUGCUGGCAUUAUUGCUGUCAUUGGCCUUGCCCUUGUUAUGGCUUAG